AAAGACAAGUGGCACACAAUACAAUUACUCAUCACCUGCUGACCAAUGCCAGAACCUACCCACAAACCCCAAUCGGCUCCUUCUGGGUAGCUCCCUCAGUUUAUAUACUGGGCAUGAUGUUCUAUGGUGUGGAAUAUCCCUUUGGCCAGUUCAGAUCACCUGUCCUGCCUAUGCUCCUUCACAGCUUUUUGUGCACCUCCUCACUGGCAGAGCAUGAGACACAAGGAAGUCCUUGGUUUAGGAUAAACAUGUCUUAGCAACAAUGAAGACGUGAGUGUGUUAUCCACAUUAUUCUCGUACUGAAUCCUAAAGAUGGCACUGCGCCAGCUACUGAGAAGAAAUUAACUCUAUUCCAGCCAAAACAGGACACGCUGAUGUUUAUUCAGAGCAGGUUGGGUUCUUAUAAUCUGACCUCUCUCUAUUUCAAUUUAUACUAGCCAAAAUUACAAUCAUUCACUGUUUUGGAUAUCCUUUCCAUGUUUUAAAGAUAUUUUUAAUAGGACACCAUCAGCAAAAGUUAAAAGGACUUGCAGUAAAAUUGGCUUCUCAGUCUAGUCCAGGAACUAAGAUUUCUUCCCAUGAAAUUUUAAUUGCUCAUAGACAGUUGGUGCUUUCUGCUUUCUUCAUCUGCCCUAGUGGAAAAACAGGUGUUAUCUAAAAGACCAAAUGAGCCUAAAUAUAAUUUAGAGUAAGUGUGGAAAUUAUUCAAAUAUUCCCAUGAAGAAGCCUUACAAAGUAGCAGUGUGGAGAUCCCUCUUCAGGAUAUGUGACAUCAAUGUACAGAGAAAUUGAUCUUCAAAGUAGGCAGGUUACAAAUAAUUUAAAAUAAAACUAGUAUUUUAUACUUGUCUUGAAAGCUAAGAGACAGCAAGUGUAGAACUCUUAAGUACAGUCUUGAUAGGCUUCUAAUGGAAGCGUGUUUUUGCUACCUAGAUAAAAUUCUGGACUAAAUUCAAAUUGUAAUUGUAUAUAAUAGGGCUUUGUAGCAAACUGGCCUUGGGCUCAAAAAAAGCAUAGCUUAUGAUUGUUAUUUCCACUCCAAAAUAAAUAGCAGCAAUUUCAUGAUGUGGCAUAUAUAAAAAAACCUGUCUAUUGACUGCUCUCAGUAGAAAAAUACUGAAUGAAUAAAAUUUUAAGAUAUUAAAGGUAAUGAGGCCAAGGAGACAUUUCCUGUUGACUUCAGUCAGUCCUGUCAAUUCUGUAUGUUUCCAAUUUUCUCAUUCAUUGUUUCUUUUCUUGUUAUGUAAAGGAUGUCUUCCAGCUGCACACCUUAACUGAAGAUAGUGACAUAAUUAUCCUGUUACUUUGACUGAAGGAAAACCCUGUCCUCAGCUGAAAACAUACCAGUACAGUGUGUAAAAGAACAAAAAAGCAGAAGUUGGAAGAAAAUAUUUCCUGAGUUCCAGUGCUACAUUCUUUUGUAUGAUCCAUUUGAAGGAGUAUAGAGCAAAAGGCCUUUUAAUGCCUCAGAACUUAAAGCAAGCUCCCAUCCUGUAGUAGACUGUGAUCAAGCAAGAAAGGAAGUUAGUGUCCGCACUGGAGGAGUGACAGAUAAGACAUCAAAGAAGACUUACACAUUUGAUAUGGUUUUUGGACCUCAGGCUAAGCAGAUUGAUGUGUACCGGAGUGUUGUGUGUCCCAUUUUGGAUGAAGUUAUUAUGGGCUACAACUGUACAGUGUUUGCUUAUGGCCAAACUGGUACUGGUAAGACCUUCACAAUGGAAGGGGAGCGGUCACCCAAUGAGGAAUAUACUUGGGAAGAGGAUCCACUAGCAGGCAUAAUACCCCGUACAUUGCAUCAAAUAUUUGAAAAACUCACAGAGAAUGGUACUGAAUUUUCAGUGAAAGUCUCUCUUUUGGAGAUCUAUAAUGAGGAGCUUUUUGAUCUUCUGAAUCCUACUCCUGAUGCUGGAGAAAGACUGCAGAUGUUUGAUGACCCUCGAAACAGGCGGGGUGUAAUUAUCAAAGGCUUGGAAGAAGUAACUGUACACAACAAAAAUCAAGUCUACCAAAUCCUGGAAAGGGGUGCGGCAAAGAGAACAACUGCAGCUACUUACAUGAACCAAUAUUCCAGCCGCUCCCACUCGGUGUUUUCAAUUACCAUCCAUAUGAAAGAAACAACAAUAGAUGGAGAAGAACUUGUUAAAAUUGGAAAGCUAAACUUGGUUGAUCUCGCAGGAAGUGAAAACAUCGGUCGAUCAGGGGCAGUUGACAAAAGAGCUCGUGAAGCUGGAAAUAUCAACCAGUCUCUCCUGACACUAGGAAGAGUUAUUACUGCUCUGGUAGAAAGAACCCCACAUAUUCCAUACAGGGAAUCUAAACUCACAAGAAUCCUUCAAGACUCUCUUGGAGGACGGACAAAAACAUCAAUAAUUGCCACAGUUUCUCCUGCAUCUAUAAAUCUUGAGGAAACAUUAAGUACACUGGAAUAUGCCCAUAGAGCAAAGAACAUAAUGAACAAACCUGAAGUCAAUCAGAAGCUAACAAGAAAAGCUCUUAUUAAGGAAUACACUGAAGAGAUUGAGCGUCUGAAGAGAGACCUUGUUGCUGCACGAGAGAAAAGUGGAGUCUAUAUUUCUCUUGAAAAUUAUGAAGCCCUUAAUGGAAAACUGACUGUUCAGGAAGAACAAAUUGCAGAAUAUAUUGAGAAAAUUGGUGUUAUGGAGGAAGAAGUGAAAAAAAUCACUGAACUAUUCACAGUUAGUAAAAAUGAACUUCAGCAGUGUAAAACAGAUCUGCAAAUCAAGGAGAAAGAGCUAGAAGAAACACAGAAAGAUCUUCAAGAAACCAAGGUUCAUCUGGCUGAAGAAGAAUAUGUGGUUUCAGUUUUGGAAAACAAUGAACAAAAACUUCAUGGCACAGCUAGCAAGUUACUUAGUACAGUUGAAGAAACUACAAAAGAUGUAUCUGGGCUUCAUGCGAAACUGGACCGUAAGAAAGCUGUUGAACAGCACAAUGCUGUUGUCCAAAAUACAUUUGCAGUGCAAAUGAAUGCUUUGUUCAACAAAAUACAGGAUUCACUUAGUGAAAACAGUUUGAAGCAGCAACAGAUGUUGACAUCUUACACAAAUUUUGUAGGUGACCUCUUGUCUACCAGUUCUUCAACAGCUGAUAUUCUUGCAUCAGUUAUGUCAGCAGCUUGUGCCUCUGUUAAAGAAUUGGUGUCUACGGAAAUUUCUCACGUGUCUGAAAAAAUAACACAACAUGAGAAUCUAUCACUGGAUUGUAAAGCUGAGCUGCUGAGAUUAAUUGAGGAACAUGAAACUGGUUUAGGAAGAGCGUUAAAUAGCUUGACACCGGUGGUGGAAUUUGUCAUGGGGUUAAACUGCCAGUUUCAGAGUAACAUGAAGAAAUACUCUGCUGUGGCUGACCAGAUGGAGGCCCAUAAAUGGGAAAUGGAUACCUUCUUUGGAGAUCUUUCUCUCACUCUGAAAAAAAUACGUGAAGAAGUGGACAGUGGUUUUGCUGAGCUUCAGCAUAAUUGUGAUGAUUUAAAAGAAGAAGUGGAAAUGACGAGAUUGGCACAUGCAAAGAGAACAGCUGAAUUCAUGUCCUCACUGCAAAGCCAGCUUGACAUGUUUGCUCAGGAGACUCAGAAGAACUUAACUAAUGUACUCACGAAAAAUGGAAGCUUGAAGACCACCAUCACUGCUAUGCAAGAAAAUGUUCACUUGAAAACUACAGACCUAGUUAGCAGUGCAAAUUCCAAUCACAGCAAAUGUACUACAUCUCUGGAUAAUUUCUCUCAAGAGCUCAGGGGCAUAAAUGCUGAAAGUAAGAUGAUGCUGGAAGAAUCCAGUGACCACUGUCAACAUCUCCUCAGCAAUCUCAAGGACGUGUCUCAGGACACCAGAACCUGGUGUGAAUUUACAACUGCUCAGGUGGUCAACUUUACUGAUCAGCACCUAUCAUCCUUCAAUGAUGAGAAACAGCAGUUUCAAUGUUUACAAAAGAAAAGUGAAGAACACUGUGAUAAAACAACAGCUGAAAUUGCUGACUGCAGUAGUAGACAAGUGGCUGCUGAGGGGAAGGUUCUCAGUGGCUUUCUUGAUCAGAUAAAGGUGGAUAAAGAGAUACUUCUGGAGCAGAAGCUGGCACUUAGCAACGAAGUACAGCAUGGACUAACUCAGGUUAAUGGCUUCCUGCAAGAGGAUCUGAAAGUGGAUAUUCCAACAGGGACAACUCCACAGAGAAGAGACUACUUCUAUCCAGUCACACUCAUGAGAACAGAGCCACGGGAACUUCUACUGGAGCAAUUAAGGCAAAAGCAAUCUAAGCUUGAUGCUAUGCUAAGCAGCAUGACAGAGGAGAUGGAGGAUAGUGCAGGCCAGGACCUGUUGGAAGAGGAGGGAGGGUUGCAAGAAUCCAGUGAAAGCCUUGCUAGCGACAAAUGUUUAGUGGAUACAAACGUAUACUGCCACACAAAUGGUGGUAUUCCUUUUUUCCAGCAGAGAAGUCGUCGCAAAAAGGGUAAAGAGAACAAAUCUGCAGCUACAGUGGAGAACAAAAUGGAGGACACGACAGAAGAGUUUCUUCAUGAAUCCAAGCAUCCCUUAAGAUUGCUGAACUAAGAUAUAUCUAUUGCAAAUUCCUGUUUUUAAAAAUUUCUAUCUCAUUGAAUUACUGAGCCAUAAUGUUUUUGGUUAUUCUUGGUCUCUAUUGUGAUGCAAAGUUGAAUCAAAAGAUUGGCCUGCUAGAUGUCAUGCCUUUGUCCCAUUUUUAUAUGCUAUGCUCAUAACUUGCAAUGUAUUAAGGAAAAAACCCCUGCACAUUGUGGUGCUGUUAUGUUAAAUAUAUUUCUGUGUGCUUAAGUAAGAUAUCAUUUUCUGUUUCUCAGUAGAUUUAAAACACCAGAAAGGGAUGUUGAAAUAUGCUUUGUCAGCAUUAUCAACUACCAUUUUAUAUAUGAAUCAACUGUAAAAAAGUGUUCUGGUUUUGUACCUGCUUUUUAAUCCAGUCGCUCUCUUUGAUACUUCAAAUAAAUUUUGAUAUACGGAAAACAAACAUAU
Manacus vitellinus (golden-collared manakin) is the source of this 5009-nucleotide messenger RNA. RefSeq names its product kinesin family member 11 (gene KIF11). The transcript is spliced from 24 exons. The record is from RefSeq and is a predicted model, not a curated record. Lineage: Eukaryota; Metazoa; Chordata; Aves; Passeriformes; Pipridae. Gene Ontology annotation, cellular component: nucleus; spindle microtubule. Gene Ontology annotation, biological process: mitotic spindle assembly; microtubule-based movement. Gene Ontology annotation, molecular function: plus-end-directed microtubule motor activity; microtubule binding; ATP binding. Bases 1584 to 4571 code for a protein of 995 amino acids.